This is a messenger RNA of Myripristis murdjan (pinecone soldierfish), 5169 nucleotides long. It is a transcript of the gene iars1, whose product is annotated as isoleucyl-tRNA synthetase 1. Gene Ontology annotation, biological process: isoleucyl-tRNA aminoacylation. The record is from RefSeq and is a predicted model, not a curated record. NCBI's taxonomy places the organism in Eukaryota, Metazoa, Chordata, Actinopteri, Holocentriformes, Holocentridae. Gene Ontology annotation, molecular function: isoleucine-tRNA ligase activity; aminoacyl-tRNA deacylase activity; ATP binding.
AUGGUGGAGCCAGUUCCUGAGUCCAUCAACUUUCCCUCUGAGGAGGAGAAGAUCCUUGACUUCUGGAAGGAAAAAGACUGCUUCCGUGAAUGCCUGAAACAGUCCAAGAACAGGCCAAAGUAUACCUUCUAUGAUGGCCCUCCCUUUGCCACUGGUCUGCCCCACUACGGCCACAUCCUAGCUGGCACCAUCAAGGACAUUGUUACUCGCUUUUCCCACCAGAGUGGCUUCCAUGUGGAGCGACGCUUUGGCUGGGACUGUCAUGGGCUGCCUGUGGAGUAUGAGAUUGAUAAGACUUUGGGAAUUAAAGGGCCUGAAGAUGUGGCCAAGAUGGGCAUUGCCGAGUACAACAAACACUGCAGAAACAUUGUCAUGAGAUACUCCAACGAGUGGGAGAUAUCAGUGACACGAAUGGGCAGGUGGAUCGACUUCAAGAACGACUACAAGACUCUCUACCCAUGGUUCAUGGAGACUGUCUGGUGGGUGUUCAAGCAGCUGUAUGACAAGGGUCUGGUCUACAGAGGUGUCAAAGUCAUGCCUUUCUCCACUGCCUGCAACACCCCGCUCUCCAACUUUGAGUCCCACCAGAACUACAAGGAUGUUCAGGAUCCUUCGGUGAUUGUCAACUUCCCGUUGUUGGAGGACGAGACUGUGGCUCUGAUCGCCUGGACAACCACACCCUGGACACUUCCUAGCAACCUGGCUCUGUGUGUCAACCCCGAGUUGCAGUAUGUCAGGGUCAAAGAAAAUGCAACAGGGAAGACCUACAUUAUGAUGGAGGCCAGGCUGGGAGCUCUGUUUAAGUCGGAGAGCGAGUACACUGUCCUGGAGAAGUUCCCUGGCAAGAAGCUGAAAGGGAAGAAAUACAAGCCUCUCUUCCAGUACUUUGCUAAGUGUGGGGAGAAAGGUGCCUUCCAGGUUGUGAUGGAUAACUACGUCAGAGAGGAGGAGGGCACAGGAGUUGUCCACCAGGCACCUUACUUUGGAGCUGAUGACUACAGGGUAUGUAUGGAAUACGACAUCAUCCAGAGGGAUCAAGCCCCUAUCUGCCCUGUCGACUCCUCAGGCUGCUUCACUGCAGAGGUCACUGACUUUGUGGGACAGUAUGUCAAGGAUGCGGACAAGAAUAUCAUCAAAUGGCUGAAGGAGAAAGGCCGUCUCGUCAACAACAGCUCCUUCAAGCACAGCUACCCCUUCUGCUGGAGGUCUGACACUCCCCUGAUCUACAAAGCCGUCCCCAGCUGGUUUGUGAGAGUGGAACAUAUGGUGGAGAAACUCCUGGAGAACAAUGGAAAAUGUUAUUGGGUUCCAGAGUUUGUGCGUGAGAAGCGCUUUGGGAAUUGGCUGAGAGAUGCUCGUGAUUGGGCAAUUUCCAGGAACCGCUACUGGGGGACACCGAUCCCUCUUUGGGUCAGCGAUGACUUUGAGGAGGUGGUGUGUGUAGGGUCCCUGGCGGAACUGGAGGAGCUGACCGGAGUCAAAGUAACUGAUCUUCAUCGGGAGAGUAUUGACAACCUGACCAUCCCGUCCCGUUGCGGUAAGGGCGUGCUGCGCAGGGUCACUGAGGUGUUUGACUGCUGGUUUGAGAGUGGCAGCAUGCCUUAUGCCCAGGUCCACUACCCCUUUGAGAACAGGAAGGAGUUUGAGGACACUUUCCCAGCAGACUUCAUCGCCGAGGGCAUUGACCAGACCAGAGGAUGGUUCUACACCCUGCUGGUGCUGUCCACGGCCCUGUUUGGCAAGCCGCCCUUCAAGAACGUCAUCGUCAACGGAUUGGUACUUGCUAGCGAUGGACAGAAGAUGAGCAAGCGCAAGAAGAACUACCCAGAUCCUGCAGUGAUAGUGCAGAGCUAUGGAGCUGAUGCCCUCAGACUGUACCUCAUCAAUUCUCCAGUGGUCAGAGCAGAGAACCUGCGUUUCAAAGAGGAGGGUGUCCGAGACGUGCUGAAGGACGUCUUCCUGCCCUGGUACAACGCUUAUCGCUUCCUGGUGCAGAAUGUACAGAGGUUACAGAAGGAGGAGGACAUUCAGUUCCUCUACAAUGAGAACACGUCGAGGAUGAGCGACAACAUCAUGGACAAAUGGAUCCAGUCCUUCACACAGUCACUCAUCCAGUUCUUCAAGGCUGAGAUGGAUGCGUACCGUCUGUACACUGUGGUGCCUCGCCUUGUCAAGUUUGUGGACAUGCUCACAAACUGGUACGUCAGGACCAACCGCCGCCGUCUAAAGGGAGAGAGUGGCACUGAGGACUGCCUGUGGGCGCUGGAAACCCUCUUCAGCGUUCUCUUCUCCAUGUGCAGGCUGAUGGCUCCCUUCACUCCCUUCAUCACAGAGAUGAUGUACCAGAACCUGCGUCACCUCGUCGACCCCGCCUCCAUCGAGGAGAAGGACGCCAGCAGCAUCCACUAUCUCAUGCUGCCCCACGUCAGAGAGAGUUUGAUUGACAAGCGCAUUGAGAGUGCGGUCUCUCAGAUGCAGUCGGUGAUUGAGCUGGGCAGAGUGAUCCGAGACAGAAAGACACUGCCUGUUAAAUACCCACUCAAGGAGGUGGUAGUUAUCCACCAGGAUCCAGAGGCUCUGAAUGACAUCCAGUCCUUACAGAAAUACAUCUUGGAGGAGCUGAACGUACGCCAGCUCACCCUGUCAACUGACAAAGACAAGUAUGGCAUCCGUCUGAGGGCCGAGCCUGACCACAUGGUGCUGGGCAAUAGGCUGAAGGGGGCUUUCAAAGCCGUCACUGCCUCGAUCAAGGAGCUGACCAGCGAACAGCUUGAGGCCUUCCAGAAGACAGGUUCCAUCACGGUGGAUGGCCACGAGCUUCAUGAGGAGGACCUGAGGCUGAUGUACACUUUCGACCAGAGCUCUGGCUCCGCUGCGCAGUACGAGGCACACUCUGACGCACAGGUCCUGGUGCUGCUGGACGUCACCCCUGACCAGUCCAUGGUGGACGAGGGUGUGGCCAGAGAGGUCAUCAACCGCAUCCAGAAACUACGCAAGAAGGGCCAUUUGGUGCCGUCAGAUGAGAUAACUGUGUACUACCAAAGCCAGCCAGCAGGGGAGUACCUGGACUCUGUGAUCCAGGCCCACACUGACUUCAUCCUGGCUACCACCAAGGCCCCUCUUUUGCCCUACCCUGUCCCCAAGACUGCCGGCGUCAUUGUAGAAGAGAAGACACAGCUUAAAGGCUCAGACCUGGAGUUAACCAUAGUGAAGGGCUCCUCUGCCCCCAGGGCUCCUCUCAAUGGACCAGCUUGCACCUAUGUCAACCUCAAGGUCAAAGUCAACAACAAAGAGCAAGAGGGUGUGGUGCUAUUGGAAAACCCUAAAGGAGACAACAGACUGGACGUGGACAAGCUGAAGAAAGUGUGUAGCGUCAUCUUUGGAACCAACAACACCCAGCUCCGCUUCUUCAGUGGAAAGGACGAGCUGACAAACAAAAUGGACCUUCAGGCUUUGAGUGGUAAAACUUUGUCAGUGACAUCAGCAGGCUCCUCCCCUGGCCCCGACACCACCACCACCCCUGACACCCUCCUAUGUCCUUAUGUCAACCUGCAGCUCUGCAACGCACAGCCAGCUGAGUGCCAGACAGGAGAGGUGGGCACUCUCUUGCUGGUGAACCCCUUGGGCCAGAAUGGGCUGGACCAUAUGGGUCUGCUCUCUGAGGCUGCCAAGGUUUUUGGCCUCCGCAGCAGACGGCUCAAACUGUACCUGGACCAGGACCUUACUCAGGAGCUACCAGCUGACUCCUCUGUGAAAUCUCUAGACACCAAAACUCUGUUUGUGAGAGUUCUUCCCACAACUGCGGAGGCAUAGAUCGCCAGAAUCCAAACCCUUUUCCUGAAGGUAUCUUAGCACUGAUGCUGUCUGUGAUCCACUGGAGGUUUCCUGGAUGUGGAUUCUUGCUGUGGAUCCAUGGCAAACUUAAAAAGCUUCGUGUUAAGAUGCCUUAGAGGAAAUCAUGGGCCACAACAGGAUUGUCUGGCAAGUUCACAACUAUUACCAACAGAAUUGUGCCCUGCUAUUACCUGUGUCUUGAAAAUUUUUUCCUUCACAAUUUGCAUUUCUUCAGAUGUCAUGAGAUUGUGCUGUUUUUAAAGACAUCCCAAGACAUUACAAUGGCUCUGUUUGAGACUUUUACCUUAGGUAUUUAGCUCAGGCUUACUGUUCUCAUCCCUGGUGCAAUUUCCUUUUCCUGUUACUUUCUCUCCUAAUCUGCUGCCAAUUAUACAUGACAGUUGUCAGAGGAAACACAUUGUGCUGUCAGUUAGAAUAUAUUUAUACUGGACCGAGAGAUUUGUCAGUAAAAAGAAUAAGGUUUACACUCUUAACUAGAAAGUGGGCACAGUUCAAGAACAGAAUGACUCUUCCUCCACAACAGCUGAAUAGACAGGCUUGGAUAGAUGUUGAUGGUAAGGUGUGAAAUGGCCAAUCAUUGAAAACAAUGAGAAUUGUUUGUUGGAAGAAAGCAAAUAAGUUAGAAAAAAAAUGUCUACCGCACACAGUGAAAAUGAUCCAUCAAAACUGCCCAGAAAGGAAUGCCAAAGGUUCAUUUACCUCAGCUGAACAUUUUAUGAGUCUAAAUCCAUCCCACCUCGGACAAAAAGAAGCCACGGGAUUGUAUUUGUGGUGUCUCUAAGAAUAUGAGAACUGGUCUAGAAUCACUGGUCAACUCAAAUGAAGUCAUAAAAUGCACUAUGAAUUCAUAAAAAUGGUCUCAGAUCAACACUUCUAUUCUUGGAUUCUAGUUGUACCAUAGGCCAUGAAAUAUUGCAACAAGAUGACCUAGAAUUUGUCCAGCUGUCAAUACGACCACUUGAGGUUUUUCUUUAUCAUGCUAAUGAUGAAAAUUAUGCAGGCUAUUUCACAGCACAGCUUUCAAUGGAAGUUAGCUUAGUCCACAGUAAUUAUUGCUGUGGCCAAUAAUUGGGAAACCAAUUGAGCCCAUUGUGCUUACACACGCUUUAGAAUUGAACUGACAAAACCUGCUCUGUUCAUUACACAGAAAACCCUGUGGGCGAUAGUGUAGGCAUUUAAAAGGUGAAAUGGAUUUCGGGCCAGUCUACCUUAUGGACAAAAAGGUGUUGUAAUAAAAUCCUGUCUGAGCAACAAAAGGAUUAUGUGCUAUUUUUGGUGACAAAUGGAACUAAUAAAAGAAAGUGACUUUGGGAA